AUGAUCGUUUACGGAAAUGUCGUGUACACCAUCGGAUCGAUUCUCGUGGCUGCCGCCACCACGGUGCGCUCAUUCAAAUUCAUGAUCGGAGGUCGUAUCAUUCUGGCGUUGGGCGAUAUCGCUACGCAGAUCGCCCAGUAUAAGAUGUUCUCUUCGUGGUUUCCUCCGAGUAAUGGAUUCGCGUCCACGCUAGGAUUUGAACUUGCGAUCGGUAAGAUUGGUGGAUUCGUCGGCAAGUCGACGGCCAAUAUCAUUGCCAAGAAAACAGGGAACUUUUCCUGGGUUUUUUGGACGUCGGUUUUCAUGAACCUUUUUACCAACUUUGCUAGUGCAGCGUUCUGGUUCUUCAACAAGUACUGCAAUCGCCACUACAAGGGACGUCGCGAUGCAGCAACCAAGGAGCAAUUGACCGAGAAGAACAAGAAGUUCGAGCUCAAAAAGAUGUUGGAACUUCCUUGGAUGUUCUGGGCCGUCAUGGCAUUCUCUAUAUUCCAAACGAGCGCAGCCUCGGUCUUCGCCCAAAAUGCCACAGAACUGGCAGAGCAACGAUUCAAUGUCGAUUCCAUCAAGGCGGGAUGGUACAGUUCUUUGUCGCAAUAUGCGGGCUUCUUCCUUGUACCUUGCCUGGGCGUGUUCAUCGAUGUCUUCGGAAACCGAGCAUCUGUCUUGUGCGCCUGUGGCCUCGGUAUGAUGCUGAGCAUGGUACUCAUCAACUUCGCAACUUCCAAGGCUGGAACAGGAGCCGCAUUUGGUAUCUACGCCAUUGCAGUGUCUCUCGGGCCUACCUCGGUCAUUGAUAGCAUUCGCACCACGCUCUGGCACCAAUCCGUAUUUGGCUCUGCGUAUGCUUUGAAGGUUACCAUGAACAACGCAAUGAGCAUCAUCAUCCGAAUCAUCACUGGAGCAUUGCAGGAUGCCGAUGACAACUCGUACCGUCGCGUAGUGCAGGUAUAUCUUGUCCUCGGAGCUGGAGCCACUAUCGUCGGUAUGGCUCUCUUGGUUGGCACAUUCUUCACCGACAACUUGGCGUUGUUGCAGUGGACUCGCAAGAAGCGACUCUCGUCCGGAGCGGAGAUCAUCGAGCGCAUUCGAGAGCGCAGUCUGGUCACCGAUUGGCGCCGCACUCGCGCCACUUCCACGGUUGCUUUUGGAGCUUUGAUCCUGUUGGUACUUGGAUCGUGGGUGGCCUAUAUUUGGGGUGCGGUGACAGGAAACUAG
Messenger RNA from Penicillium olsonii, 1218 nucleotides. The record is from the annotation of a GenBank genome assembly. Lineage: Eukaryota; Fungi; Ascomycota; Eurotiomycetes; Eurotiales; Aspergillaceae.